AUGAACAACAAAAAGAUCAACUUUGGCUGCUGCAACUGGACAAGAGACGCUAUGAAAUGGCGACAACGAUUUGAGGCAGCAGAUGUCACAUGGGUGUCAAGAACAAACAAUGGACCAGCGGAUCUUCUUGCAAAACAUCGGCUACCAGAUAAUUGUUCGUUUCAAUAUCACUAUUAUGUUCCACCUUUCAUUGUAUCAGCCUUACAUUGUAAUCACUCUUGA
Arabidopsis thaliana (thale cress) is the source of this 222-nucleotide messenger RNA. Its product is annotated as ribonuclease H superfamily polynucleotidyl transferase. The record is from RefSeq and is marked reviewed. Bases 1 to 222 code for a protein of 73 amino acids. The transcript has a single exon. NCBI's taxonomy places the organism in Eukaryota, Viridiplantae, Streptophyta, Magnoliopsida, Brassicales, Brassicaceae. Gene Ontology annotation, molecular function: RNA-DNA hybrid ribonuclease activity; nucleic acid binding.